AUCGCUGACAGCAGCAGACUAAAGCAGAUCAGACUGGGGACACUUGAGGAAUGGCCUCUGAACGGGAUGAAUCCAACACAACCAGAAACCUGACCAACCAGUUCGUGCAGCCGGCGUGGCGCAUCGCGCUGUGGUCGGUGGCUUACAUCGCGGUGCUGGCAGUGGCAGUUUUUGGAAACUUGAUUGUGAUUUGGAUUAUCUUGGCGCACAAGCGGAUGAGAACGGUCACCAACUACUUCCUGCUGAACUUGGCUUUCUCCGAUGUUUCGAUGGCUGCGUUCAACACGCUCAUCAACUUCAUCUACGCUGCUCACGGAGAGUGGUACUUCGGGGAGGUGUACUGCAGGUUUCACAACUUCUUCCCGGUCACUGCGGUGUUCGCCAGCAUCUACUCCAUGACCGCCAUAGCCAUCGACAGGUACAUGGCCAUCAUCCACCCGUUGAAGCCUCGUCUGUCUGCGAAGGCCACCACAGGAGUUAUUGUCUGUAUCUGGAGUCUGGCCGUGGUUCUGGCCUUCCCUCUCUGUUACUUCUCCACCACCCGUACUCUACCCCGCAGGACCCUGUGCUACGUGGCCUGGCCCCGCAUGGCCGACGACUCCUUCAUGUAUCAUAUCAUAGUCACAGUUCUGGUCUACGUACUGCCCCUAGUGGUGAUGGGCAUCACUUACACUAUUGUGGGGGUCACUCUCUGGGGAGGGAAGAUCCCAGGAGACUCAUCUGAUAACUAUCAUGGACAACUCAGGGCCAAACGCAAGGUGGUGAAGAUGAUGAUCAUCGUAGUGGUGACCUUUGCCCUCUGCUGGCUGCCCUAUCACGUCUACUUCAUUGUGACGGGUCUCAACAAGCGUCUGAGCAAGUGGAAGUACAUCCAGCAGGUCUACCUGUCAGUGCUGUGGCUGGCAAUGAGCUCCACCAUGUACAACCCCAUCAUCUACUGCUGCCUUAACAGCAGGUUCCGGGCAGGCUUCAAGCAGGUUUUCCGCUGGUGUCCAUUUGUCCAGGUCUCAAGCUACGACGAGCUGGAGCUCCGAAACACAAGACUUCGACCGGGUCGCCAGAGCAGCAUGUGUACCCUCUCUCGGGUCGACACCAGCAUCCUCAGCAAAGACAAGAGCAUUCAUUUCCAUGGACACAGGUCAAGACUAAAUUCUGAGCCCAACAAUUAGUUAGUUAGUUGUCUCCACUGGACACAAUCCAGUUUUCAAACUGCGGUCUGCCUCCCUGAUGAUCCGGCCUGUUUAUCAACAGCUGCAGCAGUGGCUGUGGCACACAAACUCAUGGAGGCAAUUAAGGUACAAUAAACUAAUCUCAACACAUCAUGUCAGAUUGAGUAUAACUAACACUUUCCAAGGAUAUUAUUAUCUCAGAUGUUCAUCGCUAAAAGUCAUAGUUAAGACUUUACUUUUAACUGCAGAACUUGACUGAGAAUCAUCAUGUUUUUAAGUUGUAUUCAAUAUCAAAGUAAUCUGGUGAUAGUUGUACAUUCACGUGAGAACAUACAAAUUAAAAAAAGGAACUGCUUAAAGCUAAUUCUGCAUUAUGCCAAAUUAAGCUGUCCCACAUGUCUUUAUAAUGAUAUAUAUAUAUAUUUAUAUAUAUAUAUUGCCUAUUAUACAAAUCUACAAAUACUUUGUCAUCAUCAUUUACUUUCAGCUGCUUUUGACGACUUGACUGAUUUAGUGUGCUCAUGUUAGACAUAUAUUCAUGUCAUCAGACAAUUAAUCGGAGGAUUUCAUCAACAAUACCUGCAGCAUCCGUAUUACAGCUGCUCUCCCAGCAUUAAUGCCCUUAAAUCUAUAAUAAUUAAGUUACCGUGAUUCUGGUUGGGUGUAAAUUCGUGUUUGAUGCUGUAAUUUGUUAGUUUGAGAAAGUAUUUGCGAAUUCAAAACUUGUUGGGGACUGUAUAGAGUUACUGUUUAUU
Messenger RNA from Pseudoliparis swirei, 1924 nucleotides. RefSeq names its product tachykinin receptor 3-like (gene tacr3l). The record is from RefSeq and is a predicted model, not a curated record. Gene Ontology annotation, cellular component: plasma membrane; sperm midpiece. Lineage: Eukaryota; Metazoa; Chordata; Actinopteri; Perciformes; Liparidae. Gene Ontology annotation, biological process: positive regulation of flagellated sperm motility; G protein-coupled receptor signaling pathway. The transcript is spliced from 5 exons. Gene Ontology annotation, molecular function: tachykinin receptor activity. Bases 51 to 1169 code for a protein of 372 amino acids.